AUGAAGCUGUCGCUCGUGCUCUGCGGUGCGCUGGCGCUCGUGGCCGUGGUCAACUGCACUCCGGUGGCCAAGAGGGAAGCGGUUGACGACCUCAGUCCUCUCAACGAAGUUUAUGUUUUGCAGAGCGACGACGACGAUGAGAGGAGCGACAGGGAAAAGCGGAAAAUCGGCGUCGUCAAACUCGGCGUCAGCAAUGGCAUCAUCAACUUUGUCUUCGGGAAACUGGACGCCUUCCUCGAUGCCAAAACCAAGGCCCUGGGGGUGCUAGACGACAGCAACAGGGCGAAAAACGCGGCCUUCGAGAUCGACAACACCAAGUCAGCCACGGGAGAGUUCAUAAACAAGUUCCUCGCCCAAAAGUCGCGGGCCAGCUCGACCGGCAUCGGGCCGAUCUUCAGCGCCGGCAGCACCUUCCUGUCCACCGCCAAGCAGGGCCUGGCCGGCGCCUUCGCCUCAAAACUCGCGCCCCUCAGUUCCCUCUCCGGUGGCUUGGUUGGCGGUCUAUCCGGUGGUUCUGGUAGCGGCGGCGAGGAUGGCUCGCACAGGGACGGUGGUGGGAGCAACAGCGGGAGCUUCCUGACGGGGAUACUAGGCAGCCUCAGCGGGAGCAGCAACGGCGGUGGCUUCGGUAGCCUCAGCAACGGUGGAUUGAGCGGCGGUGGCAACGGGGCUGGUGACACGGGAGGCAACGGCGUCGACGAGCUCGAGCCCGACUUGCCGGCCGUGACGGCCGACGCCAACGCGAGUUACGGGAACCUCGGCGGAGGGAAAAUAUCGACGACCACGCGUCGAGUGGUUACACGUAAACCAGCAGUUCGCACGACGACGGAAGACAUUCCCGAGUUCGACAGGAAGAACGUGGCUCUAGAUGUUCCACCCCAACUCUUUGGCAGUGGUUUCUCUAUCAUAACUAACAUUAGUAAAAUUAUCGGCAGUGUCAUAAUGAACUCGGCGAGGAGAACUGCGACGUUACUGGAACUCUUCAAGCCGCUUUUCCGAGGUAUUUUUACCGUUUCGGGCCUUCCAUCGGACAACUCAAAUAAAUUGUAA
Messenger RNA from Copidosoma floridanum, 1050 nucleotides. RefSeq lists its product as uncharacterized. Lineage: Eukaryota; Metazoa; Arthropoda; Insecta; Hymenoptera; Encyrtidae. The record is from RefSeq and is a predicted model, not a curated record.